Messenger RNA from Antechinus flavipes (yellow-footed antechinus), 7592 nucleotides. RefSeq names its product opioid binding protein/cell adhesion molecule like (gene OPCML). Gene Ontology annotation, cellular component: neuron projection. The transcript is spliced from 7 exons. The coding region runs from base 1048 to 2085 and encodes 345 amino acids. NCBI's taxonomy places the organism in Eukaryota, Metazoa, Chordata, Mammalia, Dasyuromorphia, Dasyuridae. The record is from RefSeq and is a predicted model, not a curated record.
UGUGUCUGUAUGGGAGUGAAAGUGUUGGUCAGUGAUGGAGUUGCUACCAUGACAACCCUGGAAGUCGGUGCCUGUGCGAGUCGGAGAUGUUCCUGGGAGGAAGGAGAUGCUGAAACUAGGGGAAGCAGCUGAGUUUGGUGUGGCUCCGGCGAAGCGCUCACAUCCUUGGCCAGUGGCUUCCUCUUUCUGAGCCGGGGGAAGGAGUGGGAGUUCCCGCAGCUCCCACACCCGGGCUUCUCCUCCAAGGCUUCCCCCUCUCUUCUCUGCUGGAAGGCUUCUUUUUGCUCCUAGGGUUCGGAAUUAACAUCGUUCGCUGAGCUGGGUGACUGGACUGGAUCCAGGGGCUGGAUUUGGUUUGAGGAAAUUUACAGGAUCGGGGUCAACCUUAGGAACCAAUUGCAAAUCCCUGCUGUGAACUUUUUUUUUUUUUUUAAUCUACCCUGUGUCAAAGAAUCUGAGUGUGAAUUGGUGUUUUUAAAAAAUAUAUAUAUAAAUACACACACACACAUAUAUAUACAUAUAUAUGUGUACGUAAUUUACAUAUGUCUGAGCUAAUAAAACUCUUUUCUCUUCUUCCAAAAAAGCAGCUUUUUAAAUGACCUCUCCUUCAUGUCGGAGGCACUUUUUUGGGUUAUAAACUUUUGAUGCCAGACCUCUGCAGCGCGUGCCCAACUGAAUCUUAAAGUAGCAUCUUGAAGAGAGAGGGAGAGAAAGAAAGAUCUGUGACCUUCAUCCCUGCACCUUCCUUCUUCUUCUCCCUUUUGGUCUGCUUCCUUCUUCACCCAAGGAACGUGGGGGGAGCGCGCACUUUGGACGGUGUUGGGGGAAUUCGUUUCUCCGAUGGUGGAAAGCUGAGGCUGGAUUUUGGGGGAGGAUCAUUAGACUUGGAGGAGCCCGGGCUCUUUCUCUCUCCCGCCCCCAACCCUCCCCCCUUUUUGCUCCUGGAUCGCUCCGUCCCCUUCCUCUCCCCCCGCCCGCUUCCUGUGCCCGGCUGGGGGGCGCCUGCGGUGCCGCUGCUCCAGUUCAGGGAAGUUGUGGCUGUCGAGGAUGGGGGUCGGUGGGUACUUGCUGCUGCCCUGGAGGUUCCUCGUGGUCCUGUCCCUUAGGCUGCUGUUCCUUCUGCCCACAGGAGUGCCAGUGCGCAGCGGAGAUGCCACCUUUCCCAAAGCUAUGGACAACGUGACGGUCAGGCAAGGGGAGAGCGCCACUCUCAGGUGUACUGUAGAUGCCCGGGUUACAAGGGUAGCCUGGCUAAACCGCAGCACGAUUCUCUAUGCUGGAAAUGACAAGUGGUCCAUAGACCCUCGUGUGGUCAUCGUGGCCAACACAAAAACCCAGUACAGCAUCAUGAUCCAAGAUGUGGAUGUAUAUGAUGAAGGCCCAUACACCUGCUCUGUACAGACGGACAAUCAUCCGAAAACCUCUAGGGUCCAUCUCAUAGUACAAGUUCCUCCCCAGAUUAUGAACAUCUCCUCAGACAUCACUGUGAAUGAGGGAAGUAGUGUGACCCUCCUGUGUCUUGCUAUUGGCAGACCGGAGCCCACCGUGACAUGGAGACACUUGUCAGUGAAGGAAGGUCAAGGCUUUGUGAGUGAGGAUGAGUAUCUGGAGAUCUCUGGCAUUACCCGGGACCAGUCUGGGGAAUACGAAUGCAGCGCCUUGAAUGAUGUUGCUGCCCCAGAUGUGCGGAAAGUAAAAAUCACCGUGAACUAUCCUCCCUAUAUCUCGAAUGCCAAGAACACCGGCGUGUCACUGGGUCAGAAAGGCAUUCUCAGAUGUGAAGCUUCUGCUGUCCCUCUGGCUGAAUUCCAGUGGUUCAAGGAGGAAACCAGGUUAGCCACUGGCCUGGAUGGAGUAAGAAUCGAGAAUAAAGGUCGCAUGUCCACACUGACUUUCUUCAAUGUUUCAGAAAAGGAUUAUGGGAACUACACUUGUGUGGCAACAAACAAGCUUGGGAAUACAAAUGCCAGCAUUACAUUGUAUGGGCCUGGAGCAGUCAUUGAUGGGGUAAACUCUGCCUCCAGAGCACUGGCAUGUCUCUGGCUAUCGGGGACCCUCUUUGUCCACUUCUUCAUCAAGUUUUGAUGAGAAAUCCUAGGGUCCUCUGAGCGACGCCUGGCUUCUCCAUACCACAGACUUUACUCUUCUACACUGCGGAGGGCAAACCAGUUUUGUUUUGUUUUUGUUUUUCAGCUUGAAUGAGUGGGGAUGGGGGGAGGGGGUGGGGAGGGUUCUGCAAUGUGUAGGAUAAUCAAUCAUGGGUGUGUUCAAAGAUUGAAUCUGUUUCUUCUCCCUUAGCCCUGCCUUCUCUUCUGCCCCUCUCCUCAUUGUCUUCCCCAUUACUUCUGUUUUGGCAAAAAGUCUGUUUCAGUUGAACCCAUAAAUGCCCCAGAGAUGCACCUUGGUUCAUGAAAUAGUGCACAAAAAGAAUUACAUCAGAGAAUCCUAGUGUCUAUGUCUCUUAAGCUAACAAAUCAGCCUUUUUGUUAUGCUGUACAAAUGACUCCAUGUUAUGUGUUUGAUGACAUUGGGUUUGUCUCUCCCAUCAGGGUGGAUUUUUAAUAUAUAUACACAUAUAUACACACACACACAUAUAUAUAUUAUUCUACCACCUCUUCUUGGCACUGUACUCUACCCAUCACCUCAAAUACCUGCAGCAUAUAGAGGUGUGGGGCCAAGGGGGUUGUGAAACCCACUUAAAGUGGAAGCACAUCUGAUAAAAGAAAGAAAAAAUCUCCAGAGUAUGGGAAACUGGAGCUGAGUGGAUGGGAAGAGAAGAGGUUGGGGGAUUGAGUUUCUUUUUUAAAAAAUUCUUGGCUGGUCGAUUUAAAAAAAAAAGAAAAAGAAAAAGGAUAAAUAGGUGGCUGAUUCAUUGGAUCUUAUCUAGCUAUCAAUCAGAGCAAUCCUAUGACUAUCCAUCUACUCAACUUGUCUGGUCUAUCCAUCCAUCCAAUUAUCUACCCACCUGUCUUUCUCUCUAACAAUCUAUUUACUCUAUUUAUCAAUUUAUCAAUGUAAUUAUCUACAUUUCUCUCCAAGUCUCUCCCUCUCUACUCUUACUCAUCUAUCACUAUAAUAAUCUCUAAUCACCUAGUGUCUAUCUUUCUCCUCAUUUCUUUCUCAAAUCAACCUCUCCUAAAAAAUUUGUGUUUUCCUAAUUACAUAUCAACCUUACGCAUGAAAGCCGAUUUUUCUCAGAUUAACCAGAAAGAUAAGCAAUAGCCAAUCACAUGGAGAUUUGAGAAUAUGGUGUCCCAUUCACCAAAAGUAGGUUAUGAUAAUUCAUGAGUUCUAUUAGGAAUCCAUUGCUUACUACCCACUAAUGCAUUCUCUUCUCUAGACACAGAUGAGUCCCAUGUGUACCUUAACUAACUAGCAUGAUGUUUUCCUUUGGGAUUUGAAUGACCAAGAUGCCAGUCAUCAGAAAUACGUGUGUUUUUCUGUCUUUCGAGGAAGCAAACAUGAUCUUAUUUGACUAAAUUCAGGGUAUAUAUAUUCCCUAUCAAAAGAAAAAAAAAAAAACCUAUAUGUACAAAACACUGGUUUCCUGCUAGUGAGCAUAUUAUUCAACCAGACUGAGAUUCAGCACCUCAGUGAGGGUCUCCGAUCUGCUCUAGUCUGGGUCUGGCCUGUUUGAAAACUAUCCAGUUAAAAGCUCAUAGAGUCCAAUUACAGGGCUGGUGUGUUGACAGCGCUCGUAUUUGUCUCGGAAGCUCUUCUGAGCAGAGGGCACUUGAGCGACUGACUUAAUUUCCAAGCACUUGAUUAACCCAACACUGUAAACAGAGGGGGAAAAUAUGUGUCAGACAUGUUUCCUCUUUUCAUGGGACUUAUCCCCACAGUGGCUUUGAGGAAGUCUAGCACCAUCUUCCUUUUCUCUAUAUUGUAGCUAGCUGAGAAGAACUUUCAUGUCUGUACUUUCUUGGGGCAUCUCCUGGGGCAAUCAGGAAUUGGCCAUCCUCUGUGCCAGUGGACCAAAAAGGAUUGCAAUAAAAAUGACCCUGGGUUAGAUCUCUCCUUACAUAUUUAGGGUACCACCAAGAGGGACAUGCAAAUUGCCAUGAUUGGUAUGCAUAUAAUGCCAGCAGCCUAACUGGGUUGGGAGGGUGGGGGAUGGGCUGCUCUAAAAGCAUACAUCAAAUGCUCUUAACGUUGAAAAUUUAUUCUCCUUUCCCCACCAUCUCAAGCUGCCUCUUUAGUUUUGUCUGUCUCAGCUCCUGGACAUGAUACACAAAGUGAGAAAAUCCAUCCAUGUAUCUUCCACCUGCUUAGGUGCUUUCGGCACUCUAGAGAAGGUCAAUUGCUGUGAAUGGAAUUUUAGUCCUCUCAAAUAACAAGAAAAAGACAACUGCCAGGAGACAGAUUCCAGGAACCCGUGAGAUUUGCCAACAUUUCUCUAUCUAUUCUAAAUUCCCAGGAACAAUCUAGUGAGCAGGUAUGAGGUUAGAACUGAAGGUCAGUCAUAAGCAUUUCAAUUGCUUGAUACAGACUCCUGAAUAAGUAAGGUCACAGUAAGACAUGUCCUAUUCAGAAUAUCUGAAUGCCAUAUUGAUAAACUAGAGGCAUUGCUCAGGAGCAAAGCAUAUAUAUUGGGAGUAAGACAAGAUGAGAGAUGUUGUCCUGGUUAGCAAAAUUCCUGAAUGUCCAAGCUGCAUGUUUUCUAUUGGACUUUCAUCUUUCCUUCUAAAAGAAGGAUUCCCUAGUCCUCAGUGAGGGAGUACUUAAAGCAUUACUAGAAAUAUGAUCUACAAUGAUUAUUUCCAUGCCUUCUCCCUUUUACCACUUGAUGGCCUGCCCUCUUGCUACACUUAAAUUAAGGAUCCGUAAUAUUAUCUUUGUGAAUUCUCCUUCCAAUAAUGUGAAUCAUAUCCCAUCCAUUCCUUGGUGGGUAGUCUUAUGAAUUGCUGUGGCUGAAAGAAAAUUUAUCACCUGGUUUCCACUUCCUAGUGAUAUUAUUAGCCAAAACAUAGAACCACAGUAAACACUCCUUUCCAUCCCAGGCACUGGGGAGUGGGGGGUACAGAAAGUCAGGAAACCCAGCAACACUCUUUCGAUUUUUUUUUUAUCACCAUCAUCCAUAGGAGAAGAGGUAUGGGAGGCUGGUGAGAUGGACCACUGGGAAAGACAAUGAAGUUUCUUCUAGGAGAUUCUUUCAUGGUUUUCUGCUUUGUUAAUUUAAUUUUGGUGGUGAUGAUACUUUUAGACAAUAGAAAUUUCAAAAGAUAAGACAUAGAGGAUCAAUGCUCUGCUUGCCAUUUUUUUUUCAUUAAUAGAGCAUUUUACUGCUUCUGUGUGGCUUUUAGUUCUGCAGGGAGAAUCCUUAAGCCUUUUUGGGCAGACUUGGCCCAAGUUUGCAAAUGGAAGAGCAAGGGUUUGCAGAUUGAUACUAAUGCAAGUUUUUGACCAGCUAAUAGCCCCUUCCCAUUUUGUCAACUAGGAGACAAAAACAACAAAUAAUGCAGAUAAGGCCAAGUGGAAUUCAGCAAUGAAUCUAAGAAGCUCUCAUUCCCCUUUCCCAAAGCAAAGUUUAACACUUCCACCAAAGUAAUGUCAAUGAAAGUGCUCGUGGUAAGGCUAAUGCCAAGCUUGUUCUUCUGUAGUUUAAUGUCAAGUGCCUGAUACAGUCAUCUGCAAGUCUAAAUGUGUUUUCUUUUUCUGGGUUUUCUUUUUUGGGGGGAGGGGGGAUCCUAGAAACAUGCACAUAUUUUAAGCUUAGAGUAUUGGGCAUUAUUGCUCUGAUUUAUUAGUUCAUCUAAACAAAGGGAAAUGACAGACUUUAGUACCUGAAAGAUGCCUAAGUCUCUUCCCCUGCAGUCCAGCCCAGGCCUACCUUGGAGGACAGCUCUCCUUGGCUUGGGGGGUAGUUUUGUCUCAGGAGCUGACCAGCAUUGAACUGUGGGUGAGAAGCAUGCUCCAGGACUCUAGGCAAAGUAGAGGCAAAUCAGAUAUAGAAAGGCCCGUUUCAGGACCUAUCCAGUUAUCUUGUUCUCCACCUACAGGAGGUUAGCCUACUACACCUGAGGUCAAAAGAAAUUCCUAACUGGAGAAGAGCAGAGAACACCAAGGAAUCCAGCUAACCCCCUGGGGAGCACAGAAUUGUCACUGCAUCAAGAGUCUUUAUAUACAAAAUAUAAAAGAAAGGAGUGAUACUCCCAGCUGAAAUGUCUUCUCUUCUGCAGCUGUUGUGUGGCCCUUGCCAACAUUAUCACAGGAAGGAGGGGGAGGAGUGGUUGAGGGUGGGGAAAAGCAUCUUCCCCAAUUUGAUACUGAGCUGUCACCAGGGAGAAACUGGCUUUUAAAUAGCUGAAACCAGCCAAACAAAAAUGAAUCUCCAUAUCUUUAUAUAUAAUCAGAGGAAGCAGCUAUAAGUUUUGCUUUUUGAUGAAAUACAUUUUCCCUUCCUUUGUUUUUGUUCUUUGCAUAGCUCUUAGUUCUGGGAUCAUUCCAGUUUCAUUGACCAUAAGCCACUCACCUCCCACCCAACUUGUCUGCCAUUUACUGCUGCCUUUCCUCCAGCUUUUCCUCCAAGACACAUAAAUUGGAGGAAAAGCUGGAAAACUUCAUAGGUAUGUGGUUUAGAAGGCAAUGUUUUCUGACAUAGACCACAUAAUAAGAAGUCUUAAUGAUCACUAAAAACAAACAAAUGAGCAAAAAAGAAAAAAAGCCAGUCUCAUUUCCCACAUUGCUUGCUGAAAAGAAGAGAAGUAAAUGAAGGGAGAAAGAAUUACAUUUGCAGUUUAAAAAUGGGGCAAAAAGAUAUUGAAGCAGUUCAGGAUGGCUUUCAGGUGCAAAAUAUCUAGAAUCUCAAGUAAAGUGAAGUGGACUUAAUCAGACACAAUUGUUUCCAUCCCCAAAGUAAUAGUUGACUAUGCUCAAUUCUUUUGGGGCUUUUUAAAAGGACUUCUGUUUAAAUGACUUCUCUUUAUUGAGCUCCAGCAUUGUUCAGAUAGCUGUCAAUAGCCCUAGGAGAAGAAGGUAGACUUAUAACCCCCUUAGAGUUCUCUUGAGCCACUGUCAACAUUAUUUAGCAGAAGUAGAGUUGAUGACAAUGGUGAUAAAAAUGAUCAUGCUGAAAUAGGGAAUCGCUGCCCAUUGUAUCACUCAUGGGGAGCAUUUUUAAUCAUUCAAAAAAUUUUGUGACAUGUCAAGUGCAGUUGUGAGGAAUGUGUGGGUGUAUGAAAAUGUAUCUGUUCAGUACCGAGUCCUUCUUUAGGUUUUAACAAAGUUCUCUAUGACUUAUCAAUGGUGCAGUUCUAGCUGUCAGAAUAUGGGUGUGCACAUUCUCACAAUUAUCCUUAAAAACAAAUCUAUGUUCAAAUGCUUUAAAAAUUUAUCAAACAGAAAUAAGAAUAUAACUUUGUCAGCCUUUUAGGGUUAUUUUGAUUUAGUUUAUUUUUUAUUUUAAUUUUUCUGUUUUUUUUAAUUUCAAAAAAACAAUGAAGUCAUUUUUUGGUCAAUAAUUGUAUUAAGGGUGAAUAUACUACCUGAAUUUUUGUGCAUGUUACAUUGUAGUUGUAACCUUUUCUAAUUCAGGAUGAAUAAGAGAUGGUUGUGAUUGUGCAGUGUAUCAAUAAAGUUCAAAGAAAUUUGUA